Molecule: messenger RNA, 1319 nt
Organism: Artibeus jamaicensis (Jamaican fruit-eating bat)
Lineage: Eukaryota; Metazoa; Chordata; Mammalia; Chiroptera; Phyllostomidae
Gene: LDHB
Product: lactate dehydrogenase B
Exons: 8
Coding region: 116-1120 (334 amino acids)
Biological process (GO): carboxylic acid metabolic process
Cellular component (GO): cytoplasm
Molecular function (GO): L-lactate dehydrogenase (NAD+) activity
Source: RefSeq, a predicted model, not a curated record
CCGCCGCCUCCUCCUUCCCUGCGGAUCCUGCGCCGGAGCAGACGCACGCAGCUGACAUUGUCUCCUUGGCGGGACUCUUUCUAACAUCUGGGGAGCCUUCUCUCUCCCGUGCACAAUGGCAACGCUUAAGGAAAAACUGAUUGCACCAGUUGCCGAAGAAGAGGCGGCAGUCCCCAACAAUAAGAUCACCGUGGUGGGUGUUGGACAGGUCGGAAUGGCGUGUGCCAUCAGCAUUCUGGGAAAGUCCCUGGCCGAUGAGCUUGCUCUGGUGGACGUAUUGGAAGAUAAACUCAAAGGAGAAAUGAUGGACCUGCAGCAUGGGAGCUUGUUUCUUCAGACACCGAAAAUUGUGGCAGAUAAAGACUACUCUGUGACCGCCAAUUCGAAGAUCGUGGUGGUAACCGCAGGAGUUCGCCAGCAAGAGGGAGAGAGUCGUCUCAACCUGGUGCAGAGGAACGUCAAUGUCUUCAAAUUCAUCAUUCCUCAGAUCGUCAAGUACAGCCCUGACUGCAUCAUACUUGUGGUUUCUAACCCAGUGGAUAUUCUCACCUAUGUUACCUGGAAACUAAGUGGAUUACCCAAGCACCGUGUGAUUGGAAGUGGAUGUAAUCUGGAUUCUGCUCGAUUCCGCUACCUUAUGGCUGAAAAACUUGGCAUUCAUCCCAGCAGCUGCCAUGGGUGGAUUUUGGGAGAACACGGCGACUCAAGUGUGGCCGUGUGGAGUGGGGUGAACGUGGCCGGCGUUUCUCUUCAGGAGCUGAAUCCGGAAAUGGGGACGGACGAUGACAGUGAGAACUGGAAGGAAGUGCACAAGAUGGUGGUGGAGAGUGCCUAUGAAAUUAUCAAGCUAAAAGGGUAUACCAACUGGGCUAUUGGAUUAAGUGUGGCCGACCUCAUUGAGUCCAUAUUCAAAAAUUUAUCCAGGAUUCAUCCAGUAUCAACCAUGGUGAAGGGGAUGUAUGGCAUUGAGAACGAAGUCUUCCUGAGCCUUCCAUGUAUCCUGAAUGCUCAGGGAUUAACCAGUGUCAUCAACCAGAAACUGAAGGAUGAUGAGGUUGCUCAACUCAACAAGAGCGCAGAUACCCUGUGGAACAUCCAGAAGGACCUCAAAGACCUGUGACUGCGAGCUUCUAGACUGUAGAAAUUUAAACACUGCAACGUGAUCAACCACGAACCUUUAGUUCCCGUCCAUGUACAUGGAUCACAGUUUGCUUCCAUCUUCCCGAGUAUGUGAAUUUGGGCUCACAGAACUGAAGCCCAGGUGUAGUUUAAUGCUUGCAAUAUGAAUCCUUGAACAAAUAAAAUUAACUAUCAGUGUG